This is a messenger RNA of Racocetra fulgida, 166 nucleotides long. The record is from the annotation of a GenBank genome assembly. Lineage: Eukaryota; Fungi; Glomeromycota; Glomeromycetes; Diversisporales; Gigasporaceae.
AUAAUAGUUCGGAUCUGCAUUUAGAUAAUAGUUUGGAUUUGCAUUUAGAUAAUAGUUCGGAUUUGCAUUUAGAUAAUAGUUCGGAUUUGCAUUUAAAUAAUAGUUCGGAUCUGCAUUUGGAACUACAAGCAAAGGUUAUUAUUAAUAUUGAAAGUUCUAUAUCGAC